GGACGCUCUCUUAGGGAUUCAACCCCCAAGCCCUCUUCUCACCAGCUCGGAGAGAAAAUGCCUAGAGAGACGGACCCCUUUUGGAAGUAUGUGAAAUUGCUGCCUAACAAACACUGGAACUGCAACUUCUGUGGGAAUUCGUAUGCUGGAAGCGCGACCAGGAUCAAGGCCCACUUAGCCGGAGUUGGAGGAUAUGGGAUCAAUGACUGCAAGGACGUUGAUGGCCGAGUGAGAUCGGAAGCCCGAAAGGCGAUGAAGGGUAAAACAGUGGUGGAAUCGAGCAGCAGACCAGAUAACGAUGAAGUGGGUCUGCAUCAGCCUGCGAUCGCAAGCAAUGAAGAUGGUCAGCCUGUGAUCGCAAGCAAUGAAGAUGGUCGGAGAGAGACUUCGUUUGUUGCCAUGCCAUACCUGAGCUCUAAUGCCAUAAGCAAUGGUCAGCCUGUGAUUGCAAGCAAUGAAGAUGGUCAGCCUGUGAUUGCAAGCAAUGAAGAUGGUCAGCCUGUGAUUGCAAACAAUGAAGAUGGUCGGAGAGAGAUUUCAUUUGUUGUCAUGCCAUACCUGAGCUCUAAUGCCAUAAGCACUGUAGGUGCAAAUUCAUCAGACUUUCAUCCAUUGCAUGAGAUGAAUGUGCCCAGUCAGUAUCUUCCUACUCAAAACAUGACCACACAUGGGGACAUUUCAUUCUGGACACAACCUCCUCAAUCUCAUGCCGUUGAUUCUAACAUUCAGCCAUGGAAUUUGAGUCAUCCCAGUGGCGGCAGAGACCUUGCACUUCAAGCUUUGACUCACAUGCCACCCCCAGUAAAUGUAGAAGAGGGAGAACCCAAUGCAGAGGUUCCAGAAGAUGCGAGGACAGAUGAUGCACUAGUAGAUAGUCAACCAGGUGCUUGUGGGCUGGUUGAUGUUAUGCCAACUCUGAAAAGAAAGCUGGAAGAACUAAGCAAUCAAGAAGCAGACAUGGAUGGGUUGGAGACAUGGUGUAGGAAAGCACAAAGGCUAAGAGGAGAAUACUGGAGCAUGGUCCAAGCAUUCCAAGAAGGCAGAUCUCUUUCUCCACAGCAAGUAGAAAGAAUAAAUGAUUUGAGCAAAGAAGUUGAAGAUAUUCUAGUCCACUGUAGCUUCCGAAAAGGUUGGACAACACAUGCUGCUGGACGUAGGAAAAGUUUGCCCUUGGUAACAACAGUGCUAGUAGACAAGGAAAGUAAGAAGACAAUAAAUAAGAUUUGCAACUAUCUAAUGGAGGAUGAGAUUGUCAUCAUUGGUAUUUAUGGAAUGGCGGGAGUUGGCAAGACAACCAUUCUAAUGCAUGUCCAUAAUAGAGUACUUGAGGAUCCUACCUUUAAUGAUGUGUUCUGGGUCACUGUACCUCGGAAGUUUAGCAUCUAUAAACUACAAAACGAGAUUGCCAAUGCAGUUGGACUAGACAAUCUCUCAAUGGAUAAGGAUGUGAAGAGGAGGGCAUGCAUAUUGAAUAGGCAUUUGAAGACAAAGAGAGCUGUCUUAUGUUUAGAUGGUCUGUGGAUGCACUUUGACAUUGAGGAUGUGGGAAUUCCAGUUGAGAAAGGAAGCAUUAAGUUGGUAAUGACAACUCGAUCGCUAGAUGUAUGUGAGAAGAUGGUCUGCCAAAAACAAGUCAAAAUAGGUCCUCUAGAUUUGCGAGAUGAUUGUUGGGUCUUAUUUUUGAAAAAGCUUUGCUUUGGGAGAGACCUCCCUUCAGAAGUUAAAAAUAUUGCAAGCUCCAUUUUGGAUAAGUGUGGAGGUUUGCCACUUGGGAUCAUUGAGAUCGCAACUCAGAUGAGGGGACUAAAGGGAGUGCAUGAAUGGAAAGACUUGUUGCAGCAUUUAGAAAAUUCGAUGAUGGGACUUGGUGUGUUCAAGAAACUGAAACUCAGUUACAUGAACUUGGGUAAUCUUCAAGUGCAGCAGUGUUUCUUGCAUUUAAUACUCUGUUUUGGAGAGUACUCUAAAGCUGAAAUCAUUGAAAAGGUUUUGAUAGAAUCUUUCAUAGAUGAGGGCUUGUUAAGUGGAAUAGCCACUCGGCAAGAAUUGCACGAUAAAGGUAACAUCAUAUUGGACAAAAUAAAAAAGGCUUGCCUGGGGGUUGAUAAAGACAAAGAAUAUCUGUUAGUACACCCCUUGAUAAGGGACAUGGCAUUGCAAAUAGUGACGAGCACAACUCACAUGGUUAAGGCGAACAUGGGAUUGAAAGAAAUUCCAAAAGAUAAGUUAUGGACCGAUCACCUAGAGAAAGUCUUUUUACAAAGCAACGAUAUAAAAGAAAUCCCAUAUGGCAUAUCGCCAAAUUGCCCUAAACUUAUGAGGCUGUCAUUGAAUAACAAUGUCUAUUUGGAAGCCAUCCACAAAUCUUUCUUCAAGCAUAUGAAGGGGUUGAAGGUUCUAGAUCUCAGCAAAACGAAAAUCACGGAUUUACCGGACACUAUAUCUCACUUGGAGAGCUUAGAAGCACUGUUACUCCGAGAGUGUGAGGAAUUACAUUUUAUACCUUGUGUGCGAAAGUUGGGAUCCCUAAAAAAGUUGGACCUUAGUGGGUGUGCAAUGCUUGAAGAAGUGCCGGAGGGGAUGGAGAUGUUGGUAAAGCUGAUGUACCUUGACCUGCUUGGCAUAGAGAUCAAGGCAUUACCGGAAGGAGUGUUGGGGAAGCUGGUGAACUUGCAAUAUCUGGUGAUUAAUUACAUGAUGGAAGAGGAGGUAGAGAUAGAAUUAACAAUGGUGGAAGGACUCUAUUGCUCUGUUCUGAAUGUUGAAACAUUCAAUGCAUGUGUGAGGCUUGUCGAGCAAAACAGCUCCCAACCAUAUGACCUGGCACUGAGUGCAUCAGGAAACUACCUCUUUAGGGAUAAGCAUGAGAGGCGUAUAAUCAUCGAAAGUGGCCAUAGUAUUGUGGCAACGGUAGAUGGAGAAAUUGGUGGGGAUGGCCGCGCUCUAUUUCCCAAAAAUGUGCAAGUACUAGAAGUGGGACGGUGCAGUGGGGUGACAAGUUUGUGUGAGGUAGGCCCACUUAAUAAUCUAGAGGAGCUGGAGAUAAACGAAUGGGAGAAGCUGGAGGAGCUGGGUGCUGUCCACUUCCCUCGUCUUCGGAGACUGAAAAUCACUUGGUGUACCAAACUGAAGCAUUUCUUGAAGGAGGGGCAUGAGCUCCGAUAUCUACAAUGGUUUAAAAUCGAGGGCUCGGAGGAACUAGAGGGGAUUAAUAUAGCAGCACCUUUUCUUUAUAAUAUAGAAGUGUACAGGUGUCCUAAAAUGAAGUGGGUGGUGAAAUGGCAGUGGCUGGCCACUUGCCUCCCAAAUCUGAGGUCCAUUAAAAUAAAAGAUUGUGAGCAAUUAGAGGAGAUAUUAGGUGGGCUACCGCCAAUCGGUGCAUCUUGUCGUCUUAAAAAUAUUGAAAUAGUAGGAUGCGACAACCUGAAGGGGGUGCUGAUGGCGCAUGACAUGUCGCUCCACCUUCCGUUACUCCAAGAUGUAAUAGUCAAAGACUGCAUGGGCAUAGAGGUGAUAAUAGGCACUGUUUUUAACAUGAUGCAACCCUCCUUCCUAAAUUUAUUAAGCCUGACUCUAUGUAGUCUUCCGGAGCUGAAGAGCAUAUGUCAAGGGACCGUGAGUUCCCUUUCAAUCCAAUAUAUGAUGAUAGAUGACUGUCAGCAGCUGAAGAGGCUUCCUCUGCUUGACCAUCGUCCCCGCGAUAAGCAUGAUAUUUGGAUAGAUGAGCUGACGUGGCAGUCGCUGGAGUGGGACCACCAAUCCCUUUUCCAACCUUCACUUCAAUACUUAGCCAGGAGUUAUGGGUUUUCCAAUUGGCUUGAUCAAAAGAUAUGUGCAUAUAUUGAAAGUAGCAGCGCUAUUACGGCAAGGGUAGAUGGACAAAUUGGUGGGGAUGGCAGCAAUUUACUUCCAAGAAAUGUGCAAGUACUGGAAGUAGGAGGGGGCAGUGGGGUGACAAGUUUGAGCGAGGUAGGCCCACUGGAGAAUCUAGAGGAGCUGGUCAUAGAGAAAUGGGAGAAGUUGGAGGAGCUGGGUGCUGUCCACGUCCCUCAGCUGCAGAGACUGAACAUCAAUCGCUGUUCCAAAUUGAAGCGUCUCUCAGUGGAGGGACAGGGGCUUCCACAUCUACACUGGUUUACAAUCAGAGGCUCAGCAAAACUAGAAGAGAUCGAUUUAGCUGCACCUAAUCUAAACUUUAUGGAAGUGCAGGAUUGUCGUAGAAUGAAAAGAGUGGUGGAAUGGGACUGGCUGAUCACUUGCCUUCCAAAUUUGAAGUCCAUUCGAAUAUUUGGGUGUGAGAAAUUAAAGGAAAUAAUAGGUGGGCCAUUACCAAUUGGUGCCACUUGUCGUCUUACAAUGUUAAAAAUUUUUGGAUGCAACAACGUGAAGGGGGUGCUGCUGACGCACGAUAUGUUGCUCCACAUCCCUUUCCUCCAAGAUAUAACAAUCUCACACUGUGAUGGCAUAGAGGUGAUAAUAGGCACUGCUCCCAACAUGAUGCAGCCCUCCUUCCCGAAGUUAACACGCCUGACUGUACCGGAUCUUCCGGAACUGAAGAGGAUAUGUGAUCGGAUGGAGAGUUGCGAUCACAUCCAAUAUAUUGAAAUAUACGGUUGUCCGAAGCUGAAGAGGAUUCCCUUGCGACUGCACCCACUAGACAAUGGCCUCCUUUCUCCUCUCCCCUCCCUUGGACGGAUUGUGACAGAUAAGGAGACGUGGCAAGCGCUGGAGUGGGACCAUCCCCUCGCCCGUGUCUCACUUGAACCCUUCAUCGAGUUUGUUGACUGAUGAAGGCGCAGAUGAUCAGCUGAGGAUGAAUUGUCUUCUGACAGCACUGGACAACAAAGUUAUCGCCAUUUCUACGUCGUCUUGCUCGAUUGAUUUUUAAAGCACGUCCGGUUUCUGUGAUGACAUAUACUUACUUUAUUUUUGUCUUCUUGUUCUAUCUAUGAUGAGCAUCUCUCUUUCUAUAUUUCUCGAUUUGUCUUCCUUACUUGUCACUUGCCUCUAUUUUUGUUGCUUGAAUAGAUACUCUCUCGAGUUUCAACCUAAUAUGCCAUAGUAGGUUUGAUUUUAGAGGGACCAUCUUGCAAAUGUCUGGUGUAUCUACGUAGCAUGUGUAUUCAAUAUGUUAUUGUUUAUUUUCAUUGACAUGGCUCAA
This is a messenger RNA of Eucalyptus grandis, 5161 nucleotides long. RefSeq names its product probable disease resistance protein At4g27220. Gene Ontology annotation, molecular function: protein binding; ADP binding; DNA binding. The record is from RefSeq and is a predicted model, not a curated record. NCBI's taxonomy places the organism in Eukaryota, Viridiplantae, Streptophyta, Magnoliopsida, Myrtales, Myrtaceae. The transcript is spliced from 5 exons. Bases 58 to 4788 code for a protein of 1576 amino acids.